Sardina pilchardus (European sardine) is the source of this 4151-nucleotide messenger RNA. It is a transcript of the gene septin4b, whose product is annotated as septin 4b. The record is from RefSeq and is a predicted model, not a curated record. Gene Ontology annotation, cellular component: cell division site; microtubule cytoskeleton; synaptic vesicle. The coding region runs from base 247 to 1809 and encodes 520 amino acids. The transcript is spliced from 12 exons. Gene Ontology annotation, biological process: regulation of exocytosis; intracellular protein localization; cytoskeleton-dependent cytokinesis. NCBI's taxonomy places the organism in Eukaryota, Metazoa, Chordata, Actinopteri, Clupeiformes, Clupeidae. Gene Ontology annotation, molecular function: GTP binding; molecular adaptor activity; GTPase activity.
AGUCAGGAACAGCUGCCAUGUGAACGUGUUGCUUAGAGGGGGUGUGUCUAUGCAAAUGCGUCCUACCUCGUGUGUGUGUGUGUGUGUGUGUGUGUGAGUGUGUUUGUGUGUGCACGCGAGGACUGAGGAAGUGACAGUCGGCGUCUGUGGAGUCACACUGGCCCCCUGUUUCCUCCUCUCCGCUGAGGCCCCUUCAUUUGGCUCGCGGCUAGUCGGACUCCUGGCGACUCCCAGCUUAGCCUGCAAAUGGAGAACGUGUCAGCACCCUCCGAAAUAAACAGCGACUCCGAGAGCUCCAGCCACUCCAAGGAGGACUCAGAGGACUCUGAGCUGGAGAACAUCUUGGGUCAGCACCAGCACGAGCACCAGCACCACGACCAUCCUGACCAGCACGAGCAGCACGAGCAACAUGACCCCCAGCACCAUCACGACCAGCAGCAGCAGCAGCACGGCUCUAAAGAGGCCAACCCGUUCUGGUUUUCUGGCCACAGCCACCCCUCGGCCGGGGACAGUGAGAGCGAGGGCCUUGACAGCCCCCAAACUCCGGGGACGCCCACGUACUUGCGGCCAUCCGCCGCGGGCGGCCGGGGCCCUUUUGACGGCCUCCCGGACCAAAGGUCCCCGCGGGGCACCGUGGACUUUAGCCUGCCGUCACCCAUCAGCCCCUCGCGGCCCAAGAGCCCGUGGGGACGCUACGACCCCUAUGAUUCCACAGAGGAUCAGGAUAAGGAGUAUGUGGGCUUCGCCACCCUGCCCAACCAGGUGCAUCGCAAAUCUGUGAAGAAGGGCUUUGACUUCACUCUCAUGGUGGCAGGUGAGUCUGGCCUUGGGAAGUCUACCCUUGUCAACAGUCUCUUCCUGACAGACCUGUAUAAAGAUAGGAAGCUACUCAACGCUGAAGAGAGGAUAACCCAGACUGUGGAGAUCACCAAACACACAGUGGAUAUUGAGGAGAAAGGCGUCAAGCUGAAACUCACCAUUGUUGACACGCCAGGCUUCGGAGAUGCCGUCAAUAACACUGAAUGCUGGAAGUCCGUGGCCGACUACAUAGACCAGCAGUUUGAGCAGUACUUCCGGGACGAGAGCGGCCUGAACCGCAAGAACAUCCAGGACAACCGCGUGCACUGCUGCCUCUACUUCAUCUCCCCCUUCGGCCACGGUCUUAGGCCUUUGGAUGUGGAGUUCAUGAAGGCCCUCCAUGAGAAGGUCAACAUUGUCCCUGUGCUGGCCAAAGCAGACACUCUCACCCCCAGCGAGGUCAAGAAAAAGAAAAUCAAGAUUCGAGAGGAGAUAGAGCAGUACGGCAUUAAAAUCUAUCAAUUUCCAGACUGUGACUCUGAUGAGGACGAAGAUUUCAAACAGCAGGACCAGGAGCUAAAGGACAGCAUUCCCUUUGCCGUGAUCGGCAGCAACACAGUGGUGGAGGCCAAAGGCAGGCGGGUGAGAGGACGCCUCUACCCCUGGGGCAUCGUAGAAGUGGAGAACUCUGCGCACUGUGACUUUGUGAAGCUGCGGAACAUGCUGGUGCGCACGCACAUGCAGGACCUGAAGGACGUGACCCGGGAGACCCACUACGAGAACUACCGCGCCCACUGCAUCCAGAGCAUGACCCGCAUGGUGGUCAAGGAGCGCAACCGCAAUAAGCUCACCAGGGAGAGCGGCACCGACUUCCCCAUACCCAUGGUGCCUGGCGUGGCGGACAGCGAGACGGAAAAGCUGAUCCGCGAGAAAGACGAAGAGUUACGACGAAUGCAGGAGAUGCUGCAGAAGAUUCAGGAACAAAUGCACUCACAAAAAGAAGCUUAUUAACCAUGGCAUUCCCCGAACCCCCCCUCCGCGCACAUCGCUCCCAGCCAAGCAGCAGUCUAAAAAGUAUCCCACCACCCCAGAGACAUUGAGCAUCCUCCUCCUCCUCCUCCUCCUCUCAUGCAUCCUCCUCCGCAAUGUCUCACUAACAUAACCCACCUGGAUGAGCCUGAAGACUGAAGAACAGUACGUACAUAGACAUCAUUGUUGUUCCUGUUGAGUCUCUGUCUCACACUCGACUUGUCCAGCAUCGACUUCUACACUCCAUUUGUGAUUUGUGGAGACAUAUCUGAUUGUCAGACUCAACGCAUGAAGUGGUCUUAAUCAGUCCAAACCCCGCUCAUGGUAACAGACCUGUGGAUGCUGUCCUGUACAUGAAAAUGUAGACAAGACAUGGUUGAAGCCAUGAUGACCACUGUAGGUAUAGACAAGGAGAAAAUUAAAGAUACAGAUUAUAUUUGGUAGGUUCUGUAGAUUAAGAUAGACAAUUUGUGAGGCAUCCUGCAUAACAGAAGUGUACGACAUUUACAAUAGGCCUACUGACUAUGAUCAGCAGUGUGUGUGUGUGUGUGUGUGUGUGUGUGCACUCAGUCUGUGAGGUUAUGAGUGAGAGAAAUUGCUAAAGGUUGGCCCUCCUAUCACCCAAUUCACUAGCUUGCCAUUUUGGUGUAUAUGCACAAUGUAAUUCCCAAGAGUAUUUUGUAAUAGCUUGUUCUAUAGAAUGAAAACAGCAUAAUUAUUUAAUUAUUUUCUACAAUGUGAUUUGUUUGUAAACUUUUCUUUUUUAAAAAUAAUAAUGCCAUUGGAUCUUCUGUGUGUGCUCACUUUUGUUUAUAUUGCAUCAUAAAAUAAGAGGAGAAAUGCUUUUUUUUUUUUGCUAAAUAGUUUUAUUUUCUUAUCAACACAAAUGAAGUACUGUAGAACAAUAGUAGGCUAUUUUUCAUGGUAACUCGUAUAACUCGUAUUCAUAAAAGUUUUAUGUCUUUACUAAGAUGUCAAAUGCCUUGAUUUUUUUGUUUGGCCCCACGAUUGUUACAUGCACCAAGGGGCAGGCUAUUUUAAGCUCAUUUUGAAUGCAGGCUGUUGAAGCUCGUGGUUAGAUGUCAUGGGUAAACUUUGUUCUAUGGUCAUUUAUAAGCAAUGAUAUCGAGUCAUAAUGUGCUCACGUUUGUUUUUGUAAAUACUUUCAUAAUAACUGCCCUCGGGUCUACUGAAGAAAGGGCCAUUGUGCUAUAUGAUUUAACGCUAGCCAUAGGCUACAGUCUUUUUUCUCAGUUGUCACUUUCUCUCAGAAAAGGUGUUUGUUUUAUUUUAUAAUUUUUUAUGACCAUUAACAUAUGGAGGAAUUGAAAAUCCAACUGAAAAACAAAUCACAAAUGGUUUGAUGAUAUUCAUAUACAUGUACAUGUACAUAUACAGGUCUUCAGUUCCCCUGAAAAUGGCCAGUUGACAGGACCAUAUUUCAUACUCUCAGGCCCAGUAGUGAGGUGGUCAUUGAAACCUCGAUCCAGUACAUUUUAGUCCAACAUUUUGGAGAUGAAUAGGCAUUGUGUUAUUUUUACUGAGGGUUAAUGAUGUGACCAUAGUAGUAAUCUGAAUGAUUUGGGAUCGUCCUCUUUCCUGAUCGAUCACAUUUUAUUUGUAUGAUCAACUUUGUUUCUCUCACAAAAGUAUAGCUGUUCUAUGAUUUCCCCUGCAUGACAACUGGCUAUGUUGUCAAUAUGUGCUGUGUUUAAGAUGUUUUGUAAAAACAAAAUACAUUUUUGAGUCUAUAUUUAGUAUCAGCAUCAUAUUUACUAUUGCUGCAUUUUUCCAUAAACUUGAUCCCUGACCACUGAAGUUAUCUCUGACAGAGUAGCAGAAAAUAAAACACUUAUGUUCAGAAUGUAUCACUUGAAGAUUCACAUCAAGGUCAUGUCUGACCUUCAACCUGUUAUAUCACUCUAGGUUUCAACAUUGUUUCCUGUUGCAGUCUGAGCAUGCUUUCCAUUUCUUUUUUUUUAUUAAGAGGGAACAAUUUUGAUAAACCUUUAUGUGUCUUUGCGUAAACAACAAGGCUUCCAAAUGGUGUAUGCAGUUAGAAACAUCAGGGCCAGUGACAGUACACUUUCACUAGAGUGUGUUCUUCCAGGUCAUAUAGUGCUUCCCACAUUUACAAAUCAUAUUCUUUGACAACCUUUAUUUUAUAUUUUUCUCCCUCAGUGAAAGCAUGGAUCACCCUUUUUUCUUAUUCACUUCAUGGAAUAGAAUAUUGGUCAUAAGUGUAUGUAUUUUGAGAACAUUAUGAAAAGGCAAUGUAUGCAAAACCUUGACCAAAAGUCUAAUAAAUUAUUACAUGUUUGAAA